AAAAUUUCUAAUUAAACUAAAAAAAAUAAAAUAAAAGUUGACACAAAGCCAACUUUCAAUUCAGCAUAAUUAAUAGAAAAAAUAUACAUUUAUAUAGAUUAGCCAUAAUAGUAUCUAAAUAUAAAGUUAAUAAUGUAGGAAAAUUUAUUAGACAUGGAUGACAUUUUUACAAAGUCCAUAGGAAAUUCACCAUUAAAUGAAAAUAUAGAAUCGUUAGAUAAAUUGGAGUAAGUGAUUGCUGAGUUCGAUGAGGGUCUAAGAGACAAUAAAUAUACAUUAACCUCCUCCAUACUUAAGGAUUCAGACUAAUUUUAAUAGCAAAGUCUACCAUAGAAUGAGACACAAAAUGAUUUAUUGUACAUAAAUGAUUAAAAUUAAUUUUUAGAGGAAUAAGAAGAAAAUUUAUUACAAAUAGAGGCUGACAAAUUUAUUGAUUAGCCAUAAUCCUCUAAUGUUUUAAAAGAGAUAUCUUAGUCAUAGAUAAUAAAUGUUAAUUCUUAGAAAAAUAAUGAAAGUGAGUUAAGUAAAAAAAAUGAAAGCUCAUUUUCUGUUAAAGAUGAUGUGCUUGGAGGAAUUCAACUUUCUUAUGUAGAUUUCUCAAAAAAAAUUUACUAACAAUACAAGGAAUAGUUAGUAAAAAAUCAAGAAAAUUAGAUUAAUUAAUUUACAAAUAGCUAAUCUUGUGAAUAAAUUAGCACCAGAAAUAUCAAUAUUAACAAUUUACCAAAAUAAGAAAAUCGAUAAUAAGAAUAAGCAGAAGAUGAGAGAUAAAUGUGUUUAGAAAAAGGUAUCGGAAAAAUAAAGGAAUUAGGAGAUACUAUUAAGAACUCAAUUAACAUCAUGCACCAAAAAUUUAAUGAGGUAAAGGGAUGCGUAUCAUAGUUAGCUGAGCAAGAUAAGCACAAAGAUAUGUGGGAUAAUAAACUAAACGAGUUUUACAAUAAGCUAUUUAGAUAGGCGAGUAAAGCUUUAUUUACUUCUAACAUAGCAAAUAACAAUACUCCUUCCAAACUAGUUAUUUAAAAACCUUAAAGCGUUUAUAGAUUUAAUACAAAAUCCUCUGUGACAAAACCUCUCUCAAGCAACAUUAGCAAUAUUUAGAAUAGAAAACCUGGUAGUGUAAAUAAGUUUAGUGUUCUUAAUAAACCUAAAUCAGUCAGUAAAUUUUAAAUGACUGCUUAAGAAAAGCCCAGCGAAGAAAGCAAAGCAAGUAGCAGUAAUAUCAAUACAAAUUUACCUUAAAAUCAAAGAUAAAAGUCCUUCACAGUACAAAAAUUUAAUACUAAUAAAAUUAAUCAAACAUAACCAGCAACAAAUAACACCAAUUUAGGAGUUUUAAAAAGUAGUAAAGACAUUAAAAAAGAUUCUCUUAAAAAACCAUCAACAACUCCAUCAUCUUUAUUAUCAUAUAAAAAAUAAAGCCUUGGAAAAGAAAACAUUAAUUUUUUUAAAAAGUGA
Messenger RNA from Tetrahymena thermophila SB210, 1458 nucleotides. RefSeq lists its product as hypothetical. The transcript has 2 exons. The record is from RefSeq and is a predicted model, not a curated record. NCBI's taxonomy places the organism in Eukaryota, Ciliophora, Oligohymenophorea, Hymenostomatida, Tetrahymenidae.